AAAUAACCAAGGAGGUAAACAAACUAUCUAAGCAAUUAUCCAUAAACUACAUUUAACAACAAACCAAUAAAGCAAAAAUGAAGGGAAAAUGCAGAGUUUGCUUACGGAAGCAUCGAAAUAUGGUAAAUAUCUUUACUGAAACACAGGAUAAAAUUGUCAUAGCGGACAUGAUUUCGGAAUCCACCGGCUUUCCUGUUAAAAAAGGCGACUCACUUCCUGAAUCCAUUUGUCCACCUUGCCUUCAGGAUACCCAAAACGCUUUCAGGAUAAAAGAAACCUACGAGAGGAGCCAGCAGUUCAUAUGUCAAAUCAAGGAGGAAAUCAUAGAGGAAGAUUUUCUGGAGGAAGAAGUUCAGCACUGCGAUACGGAAGAAUCAAAUUUAGACGGGGAAACGGAUCAGUUCGUUUGCCACGUCAAAAACGAGCCACUCGAAGAAGACUUCCCGGAGGAAGACUUUUCCAAGAUAUCAGACACCAAAUUAGAGCAAUACAAUUGUCAAGAAAAAACCGAAAGAAGCGAAGAUGUUGAUGAAGAAGAUCCAACCAAAGAUGCUCCUUCGUUUAAAUGUCUUCUUUGUCCCAGGAGAUUUCGGAGCCAAUACAUUCUUAGUCUUCACACACCUGAUCACAUGCGGGAACAACAGUACAAAUGUGCCCACUGCUCCAAGACUUUUCGUACUAAAACACAACACAGAACCCACAUGCAGACUCACACUGGGGAACGAUCGUACCAAUGUUUGCAAUGUUCCAAAACCUUUCUCAAUAGUUCCAAUCUUCAAUCGCACGUUCGAAUUCACACUGGAGAACGACCGUUUAAGUGCCUCAAAUGUCCAAAGACUUUUAUCCAAAAAACCCAUCUUGUCAAUCAUGAUCGAACUCACACCGGGGAACGUCCAUUCAAGUGCCUACAAUGUGACAAGACUUUUAUACAACCAGCUAAUCUUCAGACGCACAUCCAGAGUCACUGUAAGAUGGGUGUAAAAUUUCGGAAAAAUAGUAAAUCUCGCAUCCAAACACGCACUGAGGAGCCACAUUUCAAGUGCUCCCACUGCUCAUUGUCCUUUGAUCACCAAGAUGCCCUCACAGACCACAUUCACACUCAUAACGCCUUGUUUGAGGAAGAAGUUUGCCAAAUGUCAGACAAUGAAAUCGAUCCAUUCAGCCAUAUCGAAGUGGAUAUAUUUGAAGACAAUGAUAAAGAAGAUGAUGAAAGCGAGGAUUAUGGCGAUGAUGUUACAUUGUUUGAAUGCCCUCAUUGUCCAAAGAUAUGCAAGCGCAGUCAUGACCUCAGAGCCCACUUAAAAAAUCAUUUUGAACGACUGCAAAAGUGUCCCCACUGCUCGAAGUCUUUCAGUAUCAUAUCCAAUUAUAAGAGACAUCUUCGGAUUCACACGAGGGAAAGGUCGUUUUCCUGCUCUUAUUGUCCAAAGAAUUUCAGAAAUCCAGCGCAGCUUAGGGAACAUACGCGAACUCACACUGGAGAACGGCCUUUUAAGUGUUCUGAAUGCUCUAAGUCAUUUACCCAUAACUCCGUUUUAACAAAACAUAUGCGAUCCCACACUGGUGAAAGACCAUACAAGUGCAACCAAUGCCCCAAAGAUUAUGCACAAUUGGAUCACCUUAAGGAACACAUUUUAAGGCACAAUAAGGAAAAAAUCAACCCUAAAGAUGAGGCUCGUAAGUGUAGCCAGUGCUUUAAGAUAUUUAAAAAUGCAACAACACUUAGGAAACACAUUCUGAUUCACAAAAGGCAAAAAAAAUACCCAUGUUCGGACUGCUCAGAGAGCUUCAAAGAAAAAGAUUCUUUAACAAAUCACAUAUUACAAGUUCACUCAAUUGACGAACCCUUGAACUGUCUUGAACAACCCUUUAAAUGUGAACACUGCUCAAGAUCGUUUUUAAAUGAUGAUAAUCUUAAAGUUCAUACGCUUACUCACUCCGAAAAACCACGUCUUAAAUGUUCUUAUUGUAAAGAUACUUUUGCAAACAGUCAAACUCUUAGAUUGCACGUCCGCAUUCACACGGGGGAAAAGCCGUAUAGCUGUCCUCAUUGCUCAAAAUCUUUUUCGAGAAGCGACUAUCGUUUAAAGCACAUCAAAAGUUGUCACGGAAAAAAAGCAUUUUCAAAAUCCACAUGUGAGCCUUCAAUAAAGGAUCCGAAUGUCAUUCCUGUUGAAGAACUUUAGUAAUCUGGUUUUGGACCUGAAUUUAAGCUUUAAUAACUUAAUUCUUGUAAAUAAAUAUGUUACUAUGUUUUAAUACGUUUGUUUGCUUAGCGUUGGUAAGGGAAAACAAUAAUAAGUCCGGGUCUGUUAAUAUUCAAUGUAAAUCCUGGAGAAUAAUUU
Drosophila rhopaloa is the source of this 2345-nucleotide messenger RNA. Its product is annotated as zinc finger protein 883-like. The record is from RefSeq and is a predicted model, not a curated record. Bases 78 to 2186 code for a protein of 702 amino acids. Gene Ontology annotation, biological process: regulation of transcription by RNA polymerase II. NCBI's taxonomy places the organism in Eukaryota, Metazoa, Arthropoda, Insecta, Diptera, Drosophilidae. Gene Ontology annotation, cellular component: nucleus. The transcript has 2 exons. Gene Ontology annotation, molecular function: zinc ion binding; DNA-binding transcription factor activity, RNA polymerase II-specific; RNA polymerase II cis-regulatory region sequence-specific DNA binding.